AUGGAUCCUGAAACAAAAAAGUUUGUCACUUCCAGAGAUGUUUUGUUUGAUGAAGUAUCAUCAUACUAUUCUGCCGAGAAAACAAGCAAUCAAGAAAAAGGAAAAAGUAGGGCAUCUGCUGCAAGUGUGUACGGAGGACCUGAAGGGAUAGUUCCUGGAGGAUGCAGUGAAGUUGGUGCUGGAAAUCAAAGCGUGGAGAUUCAAAACCUGACAAAGGAGCAAUAUAAUCGGUUACUGCAUCUGCUGGAGAACUUCCAUGGUGGAAAUGCAAUUGAAGUCUCAAAUAACAUCACUAGUGGGGCAGCAAACUUUGCAGAUUCCGGAGCUUCUAAUCAUAUGUCCUAUAACAAAGCCCUAUUAACCGACAUUAGAAUUCUACCUUAUCCUUUCUUAAUAACCUUACCAAAUGGAUACAAAGUUAGAGUGACAGAAAUUGGUGAUGCAGUCCUUAGCCCUAAGCUGACUUUACACAAAGCCUCUUCAAUGAAGAGGCCUCAGGAGAUUGGUAGAGCAAGGAAUGGUCUGUACUUCCUCUGCUCAAAAUGCCAGUUCCUUGGUUUAGCUACUGUCCCCACUUCUCUCAUUUCAAAUUCAUGUUCUGCUUCUACUAGCAAUUCAAACAAUGCACAACCACAUAAAUCACUCACUGUAAAUAAUGACAACUUAGAAACUUGUCCUGUUAAUUGCCUUUUAUCAUCAUCUGUAAAUGUUCCACUUUCAAGAAAUAAGAAAGUGUCUUCUGAUCACACUUCUCUUCCUUGUGUUUUGCCAUCUUUUCAUUAUAAUCUUGCGUGUGAAGGUCAUAGAAAUGAUGCUUUGAGUAAUAGUCAGUCACUAACUAGGACUUCACCAAAUUCUGUCACCAACACUUCUUUACCAGGUGAUCAAGAUAUUUCCUCACUAGUUGAUCAAAGCAAUCAUUCACCUGUUGAUGCAGGUGUUUCUGAAAAUUCACCUAUCCUUUCAAAUACUUCAGACCAACAUACCACUGACACUUCCUCAUUCCCAAGUCCUACAAGACCAUCCAGAACAGUCAAAACACCAAGCUACCUAAGUGAAUAUGUGUAUUCCCUUCCAAAUCUAAAGAACAAUACCUCACACACUGUCUUGCUCAAUUUUCCCCUUUCAGACCAUCAACAUACUUGUUUUACUGCUUUAAACAAGGAUAGUCAGCAUAUGAUGAGAAAUAUUACUCAUGAAUCUAAGCCAUGUUCUUAUGAGGAAGCAGCCUUAAACCCUGCAUGGCAACCAGCCAUGACACACGAAUUUGAGGCUUUGUAUGCUAACCAUACACGGGAUUUAGUGACAUUGCAUGCAGUUAUCAAGAUGACAACUGUUAGGACCCUGAUUAGCAUAGCAGUUAAAAGGGGCUGGAACCUAUUCCAACUAGAUGUGAACAACGUAUUCUUACAUGGAGAUCUACAUGAAGAGGUGUAUAUGGAGGUACCACAGGGACUGCAGAUUGAGGUUCCUGGUCUAGUUUGCAAGUUAAACAAGUCCUUGGGUUUUAGACAUUCAGAAAAUGAUCACUCAUUGUUCUGUAAAAAGGAUGGUUUUUCAAUUGUAUUUGUGGCUGUCUAUAUUGAUGAUGUGAUUCUUACAGGUACAGAUGUAGAAGAAAUUAAGGCACUAAAGUUUUUCCUCCAUGAUCAGUUCAAAAUCAAGGAUUUAGGGAAGUUACACUAUUUCCUGGGACUGGAAGUGUUCUACAAAGAUGAUGGGGUCCUCAUUUCACAGAGGAAGUUCACUGCAGAUCUGUUGAGAGAGUAUGACAAUCAGUAUACUACAGUCUCUUCUCCUCUUGACUGUACUGUCAAGUUGAAGGCAGAAGAGGGAACCCUGCUGGCAGAUCCUACUCACUAUAGAAAGUUAGUUGGGAAACUUAACUUCCUCAUCAAUACAAGGUUAGACAUUGCCUAUAGUGUUCAACACUUAAGUCAAUUCAUGCAAACACCAAGAGAACCUCAUCUUAAAGCUGCCCUCCAUGUCUUAAAGUAUCUUAAGAAUGAUCCAACCUUAGGCAUUUUCUUUUCCAACAAUCCAGAUUGCACUAUGAAGGCUUUCUGUGACUCAGACUGGGCUACAUGCCCUGAUUCUCGACGAUCAGUGAGUGGACACAUUGUCUUGUUAGGUGAUAGUCCUAUUAGUUGGAAAUCCAAGAAGCAGGAAAUAGUCUCCCUCUCCUCUGCAGAGGCAGAAUACAGAUCAGUAAGAAAAGUGGUUGGAGAACUAGUGUGGCUUAAAAGAUUGCUAGAAGAACUGACAGUUCCUUGCUUACAUCUAUCUCAAUUUUUUUGUGACAGCCAAGCUGCAGUACACAUGGCAAGAAACCCAGUGUUUCAUGAGCGUACCAAGCACAUAGAGGUUGAUUGUCAUUUUGUACGAGACAAGUUACAUGAUGGCCUCAUCACCUUGCAUCACAUUCCCACAGAUGCUCAGCUAGCAGACAUAUUUACGAAGGCCUUAACAGGGAUCAAACAUACUUCUAUUCUUGGCAAGUUGGCAGUGAGUUCCUCACCUCCAACUUGGAGGGGGGAGGGUAUUGCGAGUAUUGCAUGGCAGUGA
Nicotiana tabacum (common tobacco) is the source of this 2565-nucleotide messenger RNA. Lineage: Eukaryota; Viridiplantae; Streptophyta; Magnoliopsida; Solanales; Solanaceae. The record is from RefSeq and is a predicted model, not a curated record.